AUGCCUCCUAAAAAGAAUAAAUCAUCAGGCAGUCGUAGUCAACGUAAAAGUUCACGAAAAUUAAGUAGUACUAAUAAAAAGUCAAACAAUCCAUUAAUUUUAAAUAAUGAUUUACUACAAAGUAUCGAUGAAUUAGAUGAUGCAACACUUCAAUCAUUUGGUCAGGAUUAUUAUCUAUUUGUAAUUAAACAAUUAGAAAUGCAAGUAAAUGCAUAUGAAGAUUAUAUUAAACAAUUAUCCAUGCAAAAUGAAAAAAUUAUAACAAAGUAUCAUACCAGUGAUUUUGAAUGUCAAGAUCAAUUUAGAACAUUGAAUAAAAGAUAUCAUGAGAGAAUCAAUGAAGCGGCUGAUUUAACUGAACGUAUUCAAGCUAUACAACGUGUUUUUAGAACAAAUCUUGAUAAAUGGAGAUCUAGAGAAAAUGAAUUAGAAAAUUUAAAAAAAUCUACUGAAGAAAGAAUGAUGGCAGAAAAUUUAGCAAUUGCUAAUGAAUUAGCUUCACUCGAAGAAUUUCGAUUAAAUCGUGAAGCCCUUUGGAUACAUUAUCAUAAUUUAGAAUCUACUCUUGAUCAGAUUAAAAAUGAACAUAAGUUAGCUAUGGAAAAUUUAUCAGAAAGGGAUCUAGCUUAUAGGGGACGACUGAAAAAAGUCACUAAAUUAAAAAUUAAUGAGGUUGCUUCGGAAUUUCGUUCCAUUUCAUUUCAACGAACUGAACCAACUAUAAAACGUAUGCUUGCUGAAAAUGUUUCUAUUGAAGAUCAGUUAGUGAAACUUUCCGUGGCUAUAGCUGAUAUAAGUAGAGAAAAUGUUGAUUUGUUGACGGAAUUUUAUCACUUAACUGAUGAACAAUCAAAGUUAGAAAAAGAACAAAUUUUAUUAAGUACUCGUAGUUCAGCCAUACUAAAGGUAUCUCAUUUAUUAUCAAUACUUCAAGUAAAACUUGAUGAGAAAAUUAAAGAAGCUAAUGAAAAGAAAGAAAUUUAUUUGAAUUUAAACAAUAAAUGUAAUGAAUUAGAGCAUGAGAGACAAUUAUUAAAUACAAAAGUUGAAGGUUUAAUAAGUAAAAGAGAUCAUGUGCUGAAUAAUAUAAACAAAAUCAACAGAAAAUCAGUAGAUUGUUCCGAUUCAAUUCAUCAUUUAACCGACUGUAUUUUAUAUGCAGCUGAAUACAUUCAAACAAUUUUAUCUACUAAUUCUGUUCAAUCAUUGAAUGAAACUUGUCAACCAAAUAAAGAUACUACUGAUCAACUGGAAAAUGAAGAUACAAAAGAAAUUUUGUUUAAAUUAUACAAUAAAUUAAAUUCAGUUGAUUGUAUCAUGAAUAAAUAUGAUCCGAUACAAUUAGAUGAUACUGAUUAUGAAGAUGAAAUUGAUAAUCCAUUGAGUGAAAAAAGAAUAAUUGAACAUAAUGAUAAUUUAUCAGAUAUUAGUGUACCUAAUUAUGAAUUAGAUAUUGAUGAAACAAUGUCAAUAUCAGAACCAGAGGAUACUGAUCAAAAUAAUAAUCAAAACAAUAAAUCAAUAAUAAGUGGUAAAUCAGAUAAUAUGAAUAAAUUAGAAAAUAUGGAAAGACUGGAUAAAAUAUGGUCACAAAUUAAUACUUCUUAUCUAAAAUCAUAUGAUCCAGCUUCAAAUGAAUGGAAAGAAAUUUUAAAUAUUUUAGCAAAGAAUCAAAUAAAUUGGAGUGAAAACCUAAAGAACAAAUCAACUUAUCUACAUGAUGGUUAUUUAAAACCAGGCGAUUUAAAAUUUAUUCCACCGCCAUCAAAAAAAAUCUUAACAAAGAAGGAAUAUAUAAGUUCAUUGAGAAGAAGAGAAAGUAGAAGUACAAGUCGUAAUCGUAAAUCAACUGACAAUAUUUCAGAUAAUAUUAAUGAAAGUACUUUUCCAAGAAGAAAGUACAUCAUGUCAGAAUUACAAGCGACUGAUGACAAUCCGAUACAAGAAGAAAUGAUGAAACGAACAGAAAUGUUAAAAGAACAUAUUGAAGGAAAUAUUGAGAUAUUAGACUAUUUACAAGGAAUUUCAGGAUUGGAACGUGAUUUCUCAAAAUUGGCAGAGCGUGUCAUAAAUACAGCGAUAACACUGAGCGAUCAGAAUAAUGUUGUGCAUCCAGAAAGAAUAUAUGAUCAGGAAACUGGUGACAAUGUUGACAGAUGUUGGAAAUACAUUUCUCAACUAUCUGAAGCAAUACAAUUUCAUAUCACAAAAUCACAUGAGUAUCACAAGUUUCAUCAUGAAAUUUGGGCAGCUCGUAUGGAAAUACAACAAGUUCUUUCGAGUUAUUCGUUAAUUCAAGAAAAAUUAGAUUCAUUAAGUUUGUUAACUGAUGAAGCUCUUGAAACAGUUAAAAAUAUGAUAGAAGCUCAAUUGAGCAUAUAUACAAAACUUUCUCUCAAAUCAAAAGAAUUCUUGGCAAAAUCAUCAAUAAUGAGGUCGAUAUUUCUUCGUAACUCACUAACUCAAGGCAAACAUUCAGCAUACUUGUUAGCCUCGCUACGUUUACCAUCUGGACAAUCGGUUCAUAGAGGUGAUUCUGUUAAAGUAUGGGGAAGUAAUCAAUUUGUAUCAAAAUUACAUAGUGAAUGGAAUGCUGAAGUCAAUAAUGGUGAACAAAUAAAUAAUGCACCUUCAAUUUGUUUUUGGCUUACUUCUCCAGAACAUAGUCCAAUAUCAGAUAAGAGCAACCAAUUAGAGUCCUGUGAAAAUGAAGAAAAUCAUGAAACUUUAGGAGAAGUUUCAUCAACCAAAAAUGUUUGUAAACGUUUUCAUAAAGAUUUAUACAGUUCAUGGGAAAUCGCUAUUAAUCUUUUUGCAAAAAUAUUGAUGCCUACAUGUACGGACUACAUAAAAAAACUUGAAAAUAUUGAUCAACCAAUCAUUGUGGAGAAUUCACAAGAAUUCAAUGACUUUUUAAAUACAUUACAAACUCUUCUGGAAUAUGGCAAUGAACCGGAAUUAGAAACAUUGAAAAGGUUAUCUCAUAGAUCUCAUAAAACCAAAGAUACUAUUAUACAUAUAAAAAAGGAGAAUAUUCACCAACUAACUGAAACAGUAAAGACAUGGAAGAUCCUUUUACAGAAAUUUAAUGAAGCAGUGGCGAAUACAUCCGAGAAUGAAGCUAAUGAUCAAAGUCUCACAACAUUAAAAAACGAAGAUUUAUAUUUAAAGCUUUCGCCAUCAGUAUGUAAAGUAACAAAUAGAAACAAAACAAUGUAUCCAAAUGAAAUAAAUAGAAAACAUAAUGAAAAAGAGCUAAUAACAUGUUUCACCGAGAAUGUACCUAAAACAUUUACAGUAAACAAGCAUACAACAGUACACGACCAUCGAAUACAUGAAUCUCCUCCCAUAAAAAAUGUUUUACGAUGCCACAGUGAUCAAAUAUUAGAAAAUCCUCCAAAUUUUGAUAAACAGACAAAAGAACUAAUGACUCAAAUUGAUUCACCAUUUUAUUCAGCUGUUGCUUAUUGUACAAAUUGUUCAGAAUUUCAUGAAAUCAGUUUGUUGUCACCGUUUAUUUGUAAACCAGAGGCAUCUAAUUCAAAUUUGAAUUCUUCUAGCGAAGUAAGUGAUAUAUCAGAAGUUCGACUAAAAACGGCCCAUUCAAUGCCAAGUUUGUCUAUUGAAACUAAAGAUUCUAGUAUUGUUGAUGAUAGAGUAUCAACGUUUAGAAAUAAAAAGUGUAGUGCUAUAAAAAAACUUUCCAGAUCAAAGGGAACAAAAAAAUGUAGACCAUAUAGUUUAAAUGCUAGUCUCACUGAAACUACAGCAAGUUCAGGAUUUGAUAGUCCAUCGGAGUCUUCUAUCAGUACAAAAGAAAAAACAAGAUCUGAAAUGCAUGAUGAGUUUUACUCUGAAAGCCAUAGAAGUAGAACAAAUAAAAGAUCUUUUCUAUGGUGGUAUAAACGUGGCAAACGUGCAAUUAAGGAUGAGUCUUAUGCUCCUGAAAGUCCAAAUACCGAGCCAGGUCCACCAGGUAGAAGGUCUCCAUUAAAUAUUACUCCAAGUGAAUCUGUUAGAGAAUGUAAUUAUCGUUCACCCACUCAGUUUUCAGACCUAAACGAAGAUCAGGCAAAUUUCGAUGAAAACGGAAAUUCAGUAGUAAGAUCAUAUAGUUGGAUACAACAAGGUACACCAUGGGGAUAUGCUCCUCCUACUGACAGUAAAUGGUGGCCGGCUACGCAAGUGAUACCGGUUAAUGAUCGAGAAAAAAACAAAUUCAUAAAUGCUUACAGCGACAGAAUUAAAAUGAAAAGCCGAAAACAUGCAAAGAGAUAUUCAUUUGAAAAUGGUAUUAUUCACAAUGAAAGUCAAAUGUACAACACAAUUGAUUCAGGUAUUCAAACUGAUAUGGAGGUGUAUAUUUCAAGACAAUUAGAUACGAUUUUAUUAGAUGCAGAGUCAAAUAAUCAACGAAAUCUUAUAAGUCCAGAAACCGUGUGUCAGCAUUGUUAUAAAAAUAUACACAAAGUUUACAGUGAAGAUAGUUCUGUGCAGUGUAAUUUUAUAAAUGAUAUGAUUUUAGAGCAAAAGUUUUAUCAUUUAUCGCACUCAAUUCCUAGCAAAACAGAAGAAAAAACUGACAGAGUUACUCAUCGUAGAUCUAAAUCUAAUGGUGUAAAAGUAUGGGAUGUUUGUUGUCAAGUUGGCACAGUAAAACAGAAUCGGAGUACUGAACCAAUUAAAAGUGAAGAUAUUCAUUCAUUAUUAUCCACUACCAGUGACCAAGUCAACGAAUAUAAUGAUAGUUCAAGAAUGUAUGCAAGAUAUGAUAAAAGAUCAAAAAGUUAUGAAACAUCUUCAAGGAAUCUGUCUGAAUUAACUAAUGCACCUAGUACAAGAAUAUCAUCUCCAUUAAAAUUUUCUGUUUCAUGUCAAAUUGGACCAUCUUUAACAGUGAACAACAAUGUUACUCAUCCUAUGAAUCAAUCAUGUCAUGAAUCCAUAGAACAGACAAAAAAAUAUACCAGUCAAAUAUGCAAUUCAUCAUCAUUUACAACUGAUUCACCAGUCAUGUUAGGUAAAAAGUUUCAAGUAAAUUUACCUUUAUCAGUAUUCUCAAAAGAUAUUUCUACACAAAUUCAAACAGUAAAUAAACAAAUGAUUUUAACUAAUGUAUCAUAUGUAAAAGAUGUAAUAAAAAGCUGGUUAAUAGAAUCACAAUCCAAUUAUAUUUCUUCUAACAAAAUAAUUAAUACUGAACAUAAUCAUAAAGAAAUAAUAAAUCAUUUAACUAAAACAACAGAUUGUCAUGGAUUAAUUUUAUUGAAUGAAACUAGUACACAAAUUGGUUUCACUAAUGAUAAUCAUCAUAAAUUAGAUCAUUUUUAUUCUAAUCUAAAAGAUAAUUCAGUACAAACUAAUCUUCCACAUAUUUAUAUAACUGAAACUAAUAUUAUACCAAAUUGGAAUUCAAAUAUCAAUGAAAUAAAUAAACAAUUUCUAUCUGAAUCUAAAAUGAUAAAUCAAUUACAAAAACAAAAUAAAUCAAUAAAAUCAUUGAAUUAUACUCAAUCACUAGGUGAAAAUUCAUCUCAAUUAUUAAUCAAUAAAUCAAAUCAACAAAUCAAUACAAAAAAUCAUAAUCAAAAUAUAAUACCUAAAAAUAAUCAAUUUGAACAAACAUUAUCAGAAAGAAGAAUAAGAAGAAGAAGAACUGGAUCAUUGAAUGAUCAAAUCACUGUAAAUAAAUUAAAAAGAAUACAUAAAAAUUCAAAUGAUUUACAUAUAAAACAUGAACAUUUAAAUAAAAGAAUGAUAUCAACAUGUGGUGAUUUAAUUAUGAAUAUAGAAUUACAUCAUUUAAAUUGUAAUAAACAUUCUAUGAAAGAUUUAAAUUAUUUACCAUUAUCAGAAAGAUUAUAUAAUUAUAAAUGGUUAAGUUUAUUUCCAUCAUCAUCAUCACCACGAUCAUCGUCACCAUCAAGAACAACAUCAUCAUCAUCAUCUUUUAAUGAAUAUAAUCAUUUAUGUAAACAAUGUCGUUUAAAAUAUUCUAAACCAUAUAAUAUCCAUAUGGAAAUGAUACCUAAUUAUCAAUAUAAUAAUAAAUUCAAUCAUGUCAUAUAUCAUAGAUUACAUCAUUAUCAUAGAAUGAAUUCUAAUUGUUCAAUGAUAAAAAGAAGUUUAUCUGCUGAUGAUUCAAAAAUAAACAUACAUAAAAGAUAA
Molecule: messenger RNA, 6168 nt
Organism: Schistosoma mattheei
Lineage: Eukaryota; Metazoa; Platyhelminthes; Trematoda; Strigeidida; Schistosomatidae
Source: the annotation of a GenBank genome assembly